CACGUGAUCGUUGCUAUGGCGAAGACACCACAACAAAACAUUUUCAAUGUCGAUUUAAAGUUAGUGAGAUUCGUGAUCUUACACAUUAAUCUUAUUAAUAAAAUUGGAGCAACAAUACAAGAAAUAAAUCAGCUGCCUGGAAGAAGUGCUUAUUAACAGCGAAAUCUGAAGCAAGAAGAAGAAAGGAAUUUGAACCCCAGGAGCAUUUUCUGAUUCAGACAACAAAAUGUCCAACACUGUGAGAUCAGCAUCUGGCCCUGGACCUAAAGACUUGAGUACCUGUGCAAAUCCUGGUAACCCUGUGUUUUCAUGUAUGAUAAAACCUGCUACGCUUCCAAACAAUUCUGGGUGCUUUGCUAGACCACAGAAUCCACUUUAUAAAACUACAUCAAGUAAUUAUGGAUACAUGCCUCCAGCAUUUGAAACAGCGCCUUGUGCUUACCAUCCAAUGUCACAGACAUUUUCUGAGCAUCUUAGAAAUUGUGGGAUGUAUCGCAAUCAAUCUUUGAAUACAGUCGUAGACAAAAGCAGAGUUUAUGACUAUCCAUACCUGCAGAACACUCUUUGAUUUGUUCCAGACUGUAAUAUCAUAGUUUAUCUUGUGCUUCUUUUAUUUGUUACAUCUUUCUAAUUCAGUGUUUUACUUUAAAGGAGUACAUUAAUAAUAAAAAAAAAUGUUUCAUGUUAGAAACACUAAUAUUGGGCUUCAAAUGAUUUCUGCUACUAUAUCCUACAGCAUGGUAACAGACAUGAUUUUUUGCUGAAAUAACACCAGUGAAUAACUUAUAUUAAUAUAUGUAAGAUUCAUAUGUGGAUUGUAAAAAUGGUUUAAUUGAUAUGUAACUGUUAAUAUGACACUUUUCAUGUACAAUUUAUAUGCAAAUACUUUUCUUUGGAAACAAUAAUAAAAAUAAAUAAUAAAUAUAUAUUGUAUGUGUUUUCUCUUAACAAUUUCAAGUGGGUUCUUUAUGACAAAGUGUGGUCAUUUUUUAGAGUUUAUUUUUGCUGUAUACACUUUUUUAUAUUAAUGUGGUGAUGAGAUCUCAUGAAUGUUAUCUAUGACAUAGUAGGAGUUAAAGUUAUGGGCUUAGUGAUUUUAAAUAUUUACAGUUUUAAUAAUACAUUCCAAAGCAUGCACAUCAUAUGUUUCAGAGCUGUCCCACAAAGACUAUUGUUUUAAGAUGCAUUAA
Messenger RNA from Acipenser ruthenus (sterlet), 1190 nucleotides. RefSeq names its product piercer of microtubule wall 2 protein (gene pierce2). The transcript is spliced from 2 exons. Gene Ontology annotation, biological process: axoneme assembly. Lineage: Eukaryota; Metazoa; Chordata; Actinopteri; Acipenseriformes; Acipenseridae. Bases 227 to 568 code for a protein of 113 amino acids. Gene Ontology annotation, cellular component: axonemal microtubule. The record is from RefSeq and is a predicted model, not a curated record.